This is a messenger RNA of Callorhinchus milii (elephant shark), 2296 nucleotides long. Its product is annotated as histone-lysine N-methyltransferase 2C-like. The record is from RefSeq and is a predicted model, not a curated record. NCBI's taxonomy places the organism in Eukaryota, Metazoa, Chordata, Chondrichthyes, Chimaeriformes, Callorhinchidae. The transcript has 14 exons. The annotation marks the transcript as partial. Gene Ontology annotation, biological process: positive regulation of transcription by RNA polymerase II. Gene Ontology annotation, molecular function: transcription coactivator activity; histone H3K4 methyltransferase activity; histone binding. Gene Ontology annotation, cellular component: MLL3/4 complex.
ACGUGUGGAUUCUUUUUGCAUUCUAGGAUUUAAAAGAAUGUCAUCAGAGGACAGAGGUGUGGAGCUCUGUGCCCUUGGCCCACAGACUCUCAGUGCUGCUCUGAGGGGCACCACUGCUGACAGCCCCCUCAGUAACGAUCGGAGGCCACGUGGACGACCUCGCAAAGAUGGCACAACUCCUCUGCAGAAAAAGAAGAAAUCUCGGAGUAGGGGGAAGACAGCUGUUGAAGAUGAGGACAGCCUGGACGGGCUGGAGGCAGCAGAGAUGGAAAACGCAAUGGAAACGGAAGUUAAUGACGACUCCUUGGAAGAGGAUAUACUCCUUACAGAAUCCGAGCUUCCGCCUCUCCUCCAACGUUCCACAUCUGAGGAGUCUGCCAGCUCAGCCGUCUCAACCCAUCUCGAUGCAAAAUCCAGCAGUGAGCAACUCUGUGCCUUGUGCUACUGUGGAGAGCGCAGCUCCCUGGGACAGGGCGAGUUGAAGCGCUUUGACCCAACUCCGGGUUUCAUGGUACUGAGAAAGAGCCAGCCUCAAGCCAAGAGAGAUGGCGCUUACAGCCCAGAGGCCGGGAACGACAAGAGCCCCAAACAGCAUUCCAUCUCACGAAGGCGGCAGAGAAAGUCGCCAUGCCACACUGCAGCCUCGCCGUCCAUACCCGGGGACUUGGAAGAACAGACCAGCAGAUACUGGGACGAACUCAGUCAAGUGGGAUUUCCCGAUGACAUCAGUGUCCAGGCCUUAUUCGAACCUUCAGGUCACUGUUGGGCUCAUCACUGCUGUGCGGCCUGGUCAACGGGGGUUUUCCAGACAAAGGAGCAGUCACUGGUGAACGUGGAUAAAGCUGUGGUCUCAGGGAUUACAGAGCAAUGUGCGUACUGCAAGCGACUGGGAGCCACCAUCAGCUGCUCGGACGCCCAGUGCAGCCAGCGGUAUCACUACCCCUGUGCUGCCGGGGCUGGGACAUUCCAAGACAUCAGGGCCCUGUGUCUCCUCUGCCCGGAACACAUCGACCAAGCUCCUGAAAGAUCCAUGGAGGAAGCAAACUGCGCUGUUUGCGACAGCCCGGGUGAGCUCUCGGACCAACUGUUCUGUACCAGCUGUGGGCAGCACUACCAUGGAGGGUGCCUCGACAUUGUGGUGACGCCGCUGAAACGUGCCGGGUGGCAAUGCCCCGAGUGCAAAAUCUGCCAGACAUGCAGACAACCGGGAGACGAUAGCCAAAUGCUGGUGUGCGACACUUGUGACAAAGGCUAUCACACGUUUUGUCUCCAACCAGUGAUGGAGUCCAUCCCCACCAAUGGCUGGCGGUGUAAAAAUUGCAGGGUGUGUGUUGACUGUGGCACAGGAACCAGCAAUCAGUGGCACCACAACUGCUCGUUGUGUGACGUGUGCUAUCAGCAGCUGGACCACAGCUUGAUCUGCCCACUCUGCGGCAAAAGCUAUCAUCAGGACUCGCAGAAAGACAUGCUGCACUGCCAGAUGUGCAAACGGUGGAUUCACAAAGAGUGCGACAAACCUGUGGACAGCGUGAUGGAAACAGCUCUCAGGGAAGACUAUGUGUGCAUCAUCUGCAAACAAGCCGAGAUGGCGGACGACGGUAUUGAGCCCUGUGAAACUGGCGAGACACAGGAAUCUCACCCAGUACAGGAAUCUGACAAAGGUGUCACUGAAGUCAAUUGGAAUAUGGAGGAACAGACAUCACUGGGAGAGAGCUUUCAGCAGCCGGACGAUGAUGUUAGCCUCGUGGCACGUCAGAGCAUUGGGGCUGCUGAUCAGAAUGCAUUGACCCAGAGCGCCGAAGCCAAGCCUGAGGGAGCUGAGGAGGACCUGCCUGUCUCCCAAGUCGGGGUUCGGCAGCUGGAAGAAGCCCCAGCGUUGGUGGGAGCACAGGCUGAACAGGCCAUGGAGGUGACUGCUGGGGAGCCGCUAUCACAACCCGUACAGAACGAGGAGCAGCAGACAACGCAGCCUGUCGAAGGACCAAUCCAGUUAAAAGGAGAGCAACGGGCCUGUGGGAGUCAGGCAGAACCCAUGGAAGUUUCUGCUCCCAAAACACCGAAUCCUGAACAGAUACAAGAGGCUUCACUGACAAACGAGUGUCCAGAGGUUCCUCAGUCAUUGGACAAGUUAUCCCCGAGGAGCGACGAUCACAUCUCCCAAGCAUCCCCCGACAACACUGCCCCUGAGCCCGAGAGAGUCCCCCCGGGUGAGAGACCACCGGAGGCCGUUUCCCCAAUUGGAAACAGUAAAGUGUUCGGCGAGGCCGACAGUGAGCCUGGGGAGAGCGAUGGCACG